AUGAGAAACACAAUUGUAUUGUUUCUUUUCUUUAUUAUUAUUACCCAAACAAUAUCACAAGAUAUACGUUCAUUAUUAUUAACUAAAUUGAACAAUAUUCAAUAUCAAUGUACUAAUUAUGGUUGUUCAUCUUCUACUAUCGUUUUGGCAUUAAACUUGAGAGCCUGCGAAAUUGCGUGUUUAGUUAACAUCGAUUGCCGUACGCUUACAUUUGAUCAAUCCAAUAAUCAAUGUGAACUCUUCGUUGAUAUUCCAAGUCAAUAUGGUAGUCUGAUCAUCCAAGCAAACAUUAUAACUAUGACUGCUGUUAAUAACGGACAAUUACCAGCUCCAAUGACUAUUGAUACAACAACAUCCACGUACAGUCCAACAACAACAACAUCAUUGUCGACAACAUCAUCAUCAUCGACAACAACAACAACAACAAUACGGACCUCAACAACAAGUACAACUACGACAUCAUCAACUAGUACGACAAGUGCUACAACUACGACGGCAACCACUACCUCAUCAACAACAACGACUACAACAACAACAACAACAACAACAACUAUGUUCACUUGCAUAUCGAGUUUAACAGGCGCAACAAUGCUGCUUAAUUUAACAAACAGUCCAAGUCAAAGUUAUACACAAUAUAGUUACAAUUACAUCGCUGUUACUACAUCGACUCGUCUAACACUGUCGUUUCGUAUGGAUUCAAAAAACUGGUCGUUAGACACAUUGUCUGUGAAAAGAAUCGGUACAAGUACAGAACUGUUGACGAAUGGUGAUUUUGACUCUGGUACCAUGUCUGGCUGGGCAUCAUGCAAUCCGAAUAAUGCGACGAAUUUUGGAUAUUUACAAUAUGAUCCUUUGUAUACACAAUCGGGUAGUUACUAUUGGAAAGAUGCAUCGACAGGGGCUGUUGAUUAUCUCUAUCAAUAUUUUUCCAGUGUUGUCGGUGCCAGUUAUACAAUUAGUUUUUAUUUGAAAGCUGACACUGGACUGCCAAACAGUGCGAAUGUCUAUAUUGGAUCCUAG
Adineta steineri is the source of this 1020-nucleotide messenger RNA. Lineage: Eukaryota; Metazoa; Rotifera; Eurotatoria; Adinetida; Adinetidae. The record is from the annotation of a GenBank genome assembly.